GAAAUAAAUCUGGGCGACCGAAAACCGGUCCUGGGGCCCAUCCAGACUUUCUUUGAGACGCAGAAUGGCUUCGAAGGCCUGAACAUUGACACAAAUGUGACCUGGCUGUGCGACGGCAAGAUUAUUCUUCGAAUCGGCGCGGUGGAGAUUGGCAUUGAGAAUUUUUCCCUCAAGGGCAGCGUGCACCUGCGACUGCGGCCGUUGCUUGAGACGCUGCCUGUGGUGGGUGGCAUGCAGAUCACCAUGCUGUCUCCACCCAUGACGCACUGGACUUUCACAGGCGGAUUGGCAUUGGGACUGAAGAUGGACAUCGUCACACG
Messenger RNA from Symbiodinium necroappetens, 320 nucleotides. The record is from the annotation of a GenBank genome assembly. Lineage: Eukaryota; Dinophyceae; Suessiales; Symbiodiniaceae.